This is a messenger RNA of Triticum aestivum (bread wheat), 1589 nucleotides long. Its product is annotated as peroxidase 2. Gene Ontology annotation, molecular function: heme binding; peroxidase activity. The record is from RefSeq and is a predicted model, not a curated record. Gene Ontology annotation, biological process: response to oxidative stress; hydrogen peroxide catabolic process. NCBI's taxonomy places the organism in Eukaryota, Viridiplantae, Streptophyta, Magnoliopsida, Poales, Poaceae. The transcript has 2 exons. Bases 53 to 1339 code for a protein of 428 amino acids.
CAUCGUCGACGUCCCUCGAUCGAGCAAGAGUAGCUACCCCGAGCAGAGGAAGAUGGCCAAGCUUGCCCUUCUCGCCGUGCUGGUCGUGCUCGGUUCCGUGGCCUGCCAAGCAUCCGGCUACGGCUACAGCUAUCCCAACACUCCCAUCAUACCACCGCCCCCACCGGCUACUCCUCCGCCGAGCCCUUCCCCACCUCCACCGGCUACUCCUCCGCCCAGCCCUACCCCUGGCCCUACACCGGGCUAUCCUAGCCCAACUCCCACCACGCCCCCACCGGUUUCUUCUCCGACGAGCCCUACUUCACCUCCACCGGCUACUCUCCCACCGAGCCCUGCUCCUACCCCGGGGUAUCCCACCCCCACUCCCACCACGCCGGCGCCCCCACCGGCUUCCACCCCUGCCCCGCCUCCACCUGCCACUGGGCUCAAGGUCGGCUACUACGACGACAAGUGCCCUGACGCCGAGAAGAUCGUGCUGGACGCUGUGCGCAACGCCACCGCCGGCAUCAAGGCCGGGCUCAUCCGCCUCUUCUUCCAUGACUGCUUUGUCCAGGGUUGCGAUGCCUCUGUCCUGCUGAACAAGGUCGCUGGCAAGCCGGAUCCGGAGAUGCUCGGUAUCCCAAACUUGAGCCUGCGUGGCUUCGAAGUGAUAGACGCGGCCAAGAGGAAGAUCGAGGAAAAAUGUCCGGGUGUCGUCUCCUGCGCCGACAUCGUGGCCUUCGCAGGCCGUGACGCCAGCAAGAUACUCAGCGGCAACAAAAUAAACUUCAGCAUGCCAGCCGGCCGCUACGACGGGUCCGUGUCCCUAAAAGAUGAGACCCUCCCCAACCUGCCACCACCCUUCGCCAACCUCAAUACCCUCACACAAAUGUUCGCCAAGAAGGGACUCACCCAAACCGACAUGGUUGCGCUUUCCGGCGCGCACAGCAUCGGCCGCUCGCAAUGCUCCUCCUUCCGUGACCGUCUCCAGCCGCCGGCCAACGACAACUCCACCAUGUCGAUGGACGCCACGUACGCUGGGAAGCUGACCCAGGACUGUCCCGCCGGCAGUGAUCCCACGGUGCCGCAGGACUACAAGACCCCCGACGUGUUGGACAGCCAGUACUACAGGAACAUGAAGGAUCGCAAAGUGCUCUUCACCUCCGACGCAGCGCUCAUGACGUCACCAAAGACCAAGGAAUUGGUGGAGAAGUACACUUGGUGGUUGAUCGGAGAUUUCUUGUGGUACAGACAUUUCGAGGAUGCCAUGGUGAAGAUGGGCAAUAUCGAGGUGAAGAGCAGCACCAACGGCCAGAUCAGGAAGAAGUGCGGGUUCGUCAACGAGCCCUACACCGGUUGAUCAUCUCUCCAGGGUGGAGACUAUCUAUUCAGUCGUGCUUUUUGGGUGUGCCAUUCCGUCUUCCUUAAUUUCUAGUUUACUUUUCACUAAGGUUUUUUGCUUGUUGGUUCAUUUCCUUCAUUUGUGCUAUAGUCCUUGUUGUGCCACUAGCCAACUACGUAACGGCAAUACUUUUCACUGAGAGUGAGGAAUUGAUUUUUUUCUGUUAAUCAUUAUUUAUCAAUGGCAAUAUAUAUCUUCUCUGCUGUAA